AUGGUCGAGGGUGAUAUUAGCGAGCGGGCCUUGCAUCAAACAGGUUCUACUCAAAAUGAAGCUUUCCGCGAUAAUACUGGCUGCCGUGGCGGGGUUGCUGCCGCGGUGGAAGACAGCUAUGACUACGUCAUUGUUGGCGGUGGCACCGCCGGUCUUGCUCUGGCCACCCGUCUUAGCCAGGGCCUUCCCGAUGCCUCCAUCCUCGUCAUCGAGGCGGGAUCAUCCGCCCUGGACGAGAUCCGCAUCAACGCCCCCGGCAUGCGCGGAUCCGCCCUCAACACCGUCUACGACUGGAACUUCACCACCGUGCCCCAGGAAGCCCUCGGAGGCCGCAGGGUCGACGUCAACCGCGGCCACGUCCUCGGCGGUUCCUCCGCCAUCAACUACCUCUGCUACGACCGCGCCUCCGAGGCCGAGUACGACUCCUGGACCGAGCUGGGGAACCCCGGCUGGGGCUGGGACGUCAUGUUGGACGCCAUGGUCAAGUCGGAAAACUUUACCGCGCCGUCGCUGGACAUCCACGGCGACGCGGGUCCCAUCCGCGGCACCUACGCGCGCAAGUUCCCCGAGGCCCUCCACUCGUGGCUGCCCACCCUCGAGAGCGUCGGCCUACCUCCCUCCGCGGGCGACAACCUCGAGGUCGUCACCGACACGCGCGUCCUCCACGUCGACUUCGCCGACAAGAAGUGCAAGGGCCAGCUCCACGCAACCGGCGUCACCCUCGACGACGGCACCAAGAUCAAGGCGAAGCGCGAGGUUAUCCUCUCCGCCGGUUCCAUCGGCAGCCCCGGCCUCUUGGAGAACUCGGGCAUCGGCCAGACCAAGGUGCUCGAGGCCGCCGGUGUCGAGACCCUCCUCGACCUGCCCGGCGUGGGCGAAAACUACCAGGACCACAUCCGCACCUCCAACGUGUACCGCCUCGUCGACGGCUUCGACUCGUUCGACGCCAUGAUUUACGACGCCGGGAGCGAGUUCGCCGCCGAGCAGGUCGGUCUCUGGCUCGCCGGCAUGCCCAGCUGGCUCGACUACACCACGUCGACCUACGCCUUUGCGGAUUGGUCCAGGGUCGUGGACGAUGCGGCUGCCGUAGCCGACCUGAUCGCGCUCGCCGAGGAGGCCGCCGGCCCGAACCCCCACGCCAUCGACCGCAAGAAGAUCCAGCUCCUCAAGGAUUCUUCCGUCCCUCAGCUCGAGCUCAUCUUCGAGAACAACUACCUCGGCGUCAAGCCUUACCCCGGCGGCAAGUUCAUCACCAUCUUCUCCACGGUGAUGCACCCCAUGUCCCGCGGAAACGUCCACAUCGACCCGACCGACCCCCACGGCAAGCCUCUUAUUGAUCCCCGCUACCUUUCCAACGAGCACGAUAUCCAAGCCAUCAUCGCCGGAGCCAAAUUUGCGCGCAAGGUCGCCAACGCGCUCCCCAUGGCCGAGACCUGGGACAAGGAGUUUGAGCCCGGUGAGGAGAUUCAGAGCGAGGAGGACUGGAGGAAUUUCGCAAAGGACGCCACUCUGAGCUUCUUCCACCCUACGAGUACUUGCUCCAUGCUUCCCCUCGAGGAGGGUGGCGUGGUGAGCGAGAAGCUCAUCGUCCACGGCACAUCCAACCUUCGAAUCGUGGAUGCUAGCAUCAUUCCCCUUGUUCUCUCCGCGCACACGCAAACCGCUGUGUACGGCAUCGCGGAGCUCGCGGCCGACUUCAUCAUUGCCGAGGCGUAA
Parascedosporium putredinis is the source of this 1716-nucleotide messenger RNA. The record is from the annotation of a GenBank genome assembly. Lineage: Eukaryota; Fungi; Ascomycota; Sordariomycetes; Microascales; Microascaceae.